Molecule: messenger RNA, 492 nt
Organism: Sparassis crispa
Lineage: Eukaryota; Fungi; Basidiomycota; Agaricomycetes; Polyporales; Sparassidaceae
Exons: 5
Coding region: 1-492 (163 amino acids)
Source: RefSeq, a predicted model, not a curated record
AUGAAGCCAGGUUCACGUUGUUUCGUGCGCUCGAUGUCCAUGCAAAAUGGGCUACCGGCGUGGACGGACUGGGUGGAAGGAGAAGUAGAGCGCGAGGUCGUUUUGCGAUUACCAGUCGGCGUUGACGUACAGAGGUACACCGUUCGUGUAGGUACAGUGACCAAUCAAUACAUACCAUAUCUUGGCGAAAUUCAAGUGCCCGGUUAUAAACCAACCAGUCUGGAUAUCUUUGGCCACAUAGAGAGGUGGUCGUUAUUGAAGGGCGUCUUUGCAGGCCCGUUUGUGGUCUAUGGUUUGCGCACUUAUCUUCCUUGUUACUACUUGGGCGAAGGUCAUUUGAGUGCGAUCACGUACUCUGUCUACGUUGAUAGCGGCGGACCUGUGGGAUAUCGCGACACUGUACAAGAAGUGACGGAACUGCAUCCGUAUAAUGCGGACACAAAGGUAGUACUAGAGGAGGGAGGUGCGAUUGUUUGGAAUCCAACGACUUGA